Messenger RNA from Tetrahymena thermophila SB210, 1293 nucleotides. Its product is annotated as zinc finger lsd1 subclass family protein. Lineage: Eukaryota; Ciliophora; Oligohymenophorea; Hymenostomatida; Tetrahymenidae. The transcript has 4 exons. The record is from RefSeq and is a predicted model, not a curated record.
AUGGAUGGGUCUGUAAAAAAUGUGAGGGAUUUAAGUUGCUCGUCAUGUGAUAAUUCUGGUAAGUGUUCUGCUUGCAUUUAAAAUUAUAAUUUGGAUUAGAAACAAAAAUAAUGUUUAUUGACUUGUAAUUCCAAUUAAUUUGCUUAAGUUGAUUAAAAUUCUAGUUAAUAGGUCUGUUAGUUAUGCGAUCCUUCUUGUAGUACUUGUAGUGGUACUUCUAAAAGUUGUACUUCCUGCUCAAAUAAUUACUACACAUUUAAAACGUCACCUUCUGACACUAAUUUUUUAUGUUACUCUACAUGCCCUGAUGGCUACUAUUAGUUUUCAUAAGAUUGUCUGAAAUGCGAUAAUUCUUGCAACACUUGUACAGGCAACUCUUUGAGUUGUACAGCAUGUUCAAAUAGUUAUUACCCCUAUAAAGCUACUCCUUCAGCUACUAACUUUUAAUGCUACUAAGUAUGCCCUAGUGGAUCUUACUUUCUUUAAAAUUAAUGCCUAUAAUGUGAUGCUUCUUGCAAUAUUUGUACUGGUUCUUCUACCAACUGUACUGCUUGUUCAAACACAUAUUAUCCACUUAAAAUUGAACCCACUGCAACAAAUUUUUAAUGCUACUAAAAAUGUCCAAAUGGUUAUUAUUUAUAGUUUUAAUAAUGUUUAAAAUGCGAUGCAUCUUGCGACACUUGUAGUGAUAGCUCUUUAAGUUGUACUUCAUGUGCAAAUAACUAUUACCAAGUUAUGACUAUGCCUUCAUCAACUAAUUUUUAAUGCUAUUAGACAUGUCCAGAUGGAUACUAUUUGUAUAACAAUCACUAAUGUAAAUAAUGUGAUGUUUCAUGUAGCUCUUGCAGUGGUACUUCUACUAGUUGUAUUGCUUGCAAUAAUACUUAUUUUCCGCUUAAAAUUUAACCAUCUGAUAUAAAUUAUAAAUGCUACUAAAUAUGUCCAGAUGGUUACUUCUUACAGCAAUAAUAAUAAGAAUGCCUAUAAUGCGACUUUUCAUGCAGUAAAUGUGUUUUUACAAACGGACUAUAUUUUGCAACUCUACUAUCCCUUGGUCUAUGCUACUUUGGUAAAACUAUGGAUAGCAAAAUUCCAGUUAAUAGUAAUAAAACCUUAGCGGCAGUAAUUUCAACUCAUCAAAUAAAUAAUAUUAAUUCCUAAUAACCGAAAGCAUAGAAACUUUAAACUGAAGAAGAUUAACUGCAUAAUUAAAUAAUAAUAAGAGAAGCAAGUAAACAAAAGCUAAACUCUAUCGAUUCAUAAAAUAUCUUAAACUAGCCUAAAAAAUGUUGA